Cyprinus carpio (common carp) is the source of this 2541-nucleotide messenger RNA. RefSeq names its product chondroitin sulfate proteoglycan 5-like. Lineage: Eukaryota; Metazoa; Chordata; Actinopteri; Cypriniformes; Cyprinidae. The record is from RefSeq and is a predicted model, not a curated record. Gene Ontology annotation, biological process: nervous system development.
GACAGUGGGAGCCGAAAUCAUUUUCCCUCAUACUGUGAGAACGCUUAGAAUCGCUUCUGUCCAAGUGGACGCGCGUCGGUUUGGUUUCAGAACCCGGUUGAUUCGGCCGUGUCCGCGCAGCGCCGUCCUCCCGUCCUCCCGCUUCUUAGCAAGACCACCGACUUGCAUUUUGUCUGUGGCAAUGGGACCAUAAAGGAACAAAUUCCAUCACAUUGAAAAAAAUAGAAGUAAACAAAUACGACCAGUGAAGACACCUCACAAAAGAAGUGGACAUGGAGACGCGCAAAGGAGAUACGAUAUAACAGAUCGGACAAAACACAUCUAGGAUUUACUUCCCUACUUGAACACUUUUUGUUUCCAAAGGGUUAUAGAAUUUUUCUUCUGCUAGAUUUCUUAGUUACACGCAAGUAUGAACCGAAAAGAGAUGAGGUCGUGUCUGAGAUGCUGGAGCGUGCCGAUGCUCUCUGUGCUUCUGCUUGUCUUCUUGACACCGCUGUUUGCACAUGGUAACUCUGUGGUGGGAAAUGAAACUGAGGUUGAUAGUGCUGUUAAUGUGACCUCCUUAUCUACCGGGGAUAAGGAGGAGAAGAUAGAGGAGGUGUCACAUUUCAACAACUUGUCCAGCUCCUUAGACCUGACUCGCACCAGACAAAAGUUUAGAGAUGAAGAAGCAGGCAGUGGUAUGCUGGAAGAGGCCUUCUCGCCAACUCCUGGAACUCCAACUUCCAGUGAGGGAGGCACAACUACUUUUGCAAGCCUAGAUAACAACCUCGACUCUGCUGAAACCGAACUCUUGCCUGUCAAUACCUCCUUCGUGAAGGAGCAUGUCACCUCCUUCAAGAGGGAAGAGGAACAAGAAGAGGAAGAAGAAGUGAGGCAGCAAAUGCCUACACUACCAUCCUGGCAGGAUGCUAAAGAAGACAUGGAGACCACUGUGUUUGACCUCGACCAUGAGACAUCUCCCACAACCCCAUUCCCUACUCAUUACCCUUCCCCGCCUGACGUCAACGUAGAUUUCUUUGACUCUGGAUCCCACCGCAAGAACCUUGGCCCACUGACUCUUUCCCCGCAUGAGCUUCAGGGCCGUGACCCCACCUCCUGGUCCAUGCCUGAAAACUAUGACUACGUGACACCCUACGAUGACAGUGUGUCUCCCACCACCGAAGAAGACUUCUUCUUUAGCACUACUGAAUCUUAUGAUGAGGACAUCUUCACUGCUCGAUUGCCCUCCAACCCCGUUUUCAGGCUCCCCAAAGGAGCCACUGUGGGCGAAGGCCCUCGUGCUCCCCCCGGUGCGGUCGACUCAGUUAACGGCUCAGAGUGUCGGCAGGGCUUUGUCCGCACCAAUGGCUCCUGCAAGUCCCCAUGUGACCUGCAGCCCAACUACUGCUUUAAUGGGGGGCAGUGCUACGUUAUGGAAGGAACCCAAAUGUUCUGCAGGUGCAACAUCCAGGACUACAUGUGGCACAAGGGUGCCCGGUGCGAGUCGGUCAUCACGGAGUUCCAGGUAAUGUGCAUCGCCAUCGGGGCCUCCGCUCUCAUGGUGCUCCUGCUCUUCAUGAUCAUCGUUUGCUUUGCCAAGAAGCUGCACGUGCUCAAGACCGAGAAUAACAAGUUGCGCAAGCGCAGCAGUAAGUACCGUCCUUCCUCGGAGCACCACAAUGAUAAUUUCUCGUUGUCCACCAUCGCUGAGGGCUCCCAUCCAAAUGUAAGGAAACUUUGCGACACCCCUCCUAACCUCCCUCAUGCCCGUGCUUUGGCUUACUAUGAUAACAUUAUCUGUCAGGAUGAUCCUAAUACCCAGAACAAGCUGGAGGACCCCGUGAAGGCCCCCCCACCCAAAGAGGACGAGUCGCUGAACAUCCAGAACUCGCUCACCCCUAAGCAUGAGAACCAUAAGGUGCUGGGCGAGGAGGACUCUUCGGAGGUAAACUCGCUGCAGAACAACAUGAUGUAGAACAGAAACAAAAGCACCCCACGCAACCACGUCCACGAUCACUUAAAGCAUCGAGAAGCAGAUGUUACGAGCAGCCACACCCACCACACCAUCACCACAUGACAGAAAACUAAAAAAAAAAAAAAAAGAAAGAAAAAAAGAAAGCCCCUCAUACCCACUGAGUCUCCACCUCCUGUCUCACCUCUUGUUGCAGUCUUUUUGCCCUGUAGUCGACCUGCCCCUGACCCAGCCCUUAUAUAUACACACACCUACCCCUGCCUAACUGAAUUACGGCAUGCGCUGGUGUAUAUUGUAAAAAAGAAGAAAAAAAUAAAACAUAUUUGAGGUUUCAAAUAUAAAAUGUUGUCAUAAAAGAAAAAGCUACUGAGAGGUUUUGAUGUUUGUCUGACUAAUUCAGUGAGUAUGUAUAAAUAUAUGAAAAAAUGCUUGGAUCGAUAUAAAGAAAAAAAAACACAAUGUGUCUUUGUUUUGAUGUGAUUUCUAAUCCUUUGAUGUACUUGUUUUAUUUUGUACUUUUUUGGGAAUAUAAACUAUGAAGAGAAAAAUAUCUGACAGUUGUCGAAAUAAACCUUUUUAACACUAAA